GGGUAAAUGAAGGGGGCAGGCAGCAGAGAGUAUUAACAUAUCCAGACCAGGAAGAGAGAGGACUUUCAAGGGGGGUUAUUUAGUCCUGUACCUGUACACGGAGGCUGGGGCAGUCGGAGAUCGCGAUAACAAAAGUCCUGAGUGGCUGAAAUUCAAACACAUUGAUUUAUUGGUGAAAAGCAAGAUGAUGAGAUAUGAAGAGAACUAAAUAAGCAGCGAGGCAAGAACACAAAUAAGAGGCUGAAAAGAGUGAGGUUCCAGUUUGAAAGGUCAACUUUAACAGUUUGCCAGUAAUCCUGAGAAGACCACAAGAUGGCUGCACAAAAGCUGGACGAGCUCUGUUAUUUGACAGCACAGUCAUUAACAUCACUUAAGACCUCUGACCACUUCCGAGUCAUCAAGCUCCUGGGUGAAGGCUCGUACGGCAAGGUCAUGCUGGCGGUUCACAGGAAGAAAGGAACUCCCAUGGCCCUGAAAUUCUUUCCCCGUGAAUGUACCUCCCUCCUCUCCUUCCUCCGCGAGUACAACCUCUCCCUCUCCUUCUGCUCGCAUCCCUCUCUCUCACGGGCUCUGGGCAUCUUCUUUUCCACUCCCUCCCACUACGUCUUUGCCCAGCAGCCCGGACUCUACGGAGACUUGUUUGAUGUCAUCAUCCCAGAGGUGGGUAUGGAGGAGGACUGUGUGCAGAGUGUGGUAUCUCAGCUAAGUGGCGCUAUCUCCCACCUUCACUCCCUGGGUUUUGUCCACCGGGACAUCAAGCCUGAGAACAUCUUCCUGUGCGACCGAGGGGGCCGCUGGGUCAAACUGGGCGACUUUGGGCUGACCCGAGCUCGGGGAACACAGGUGCGGGCGGUGUGGUACGAGUCCCCGUACUGUGUUCCAGAGGUGGAGGUGGCGAAGCAGAGAGAGGCUUUGCCGGGAGACAAAGGCAAAGAGGAAGGAGAGGAGUCGAAGGAGGUUAUGUGGAUCUCUGUAGAGCCCAGUAUAGACAGCUGGGCUCUGGGGAUUGUAAUUUAUUGCAUGUUGACAGGCUGCUUUCCCUGGAAUGAAACUACAAUGGGCGACCCGUCAUAUAGGAAGUAUAAGGAAUGGUUUGUCAUGGAGAUGGACAGGGAAGCUAAACAUGGCUGCAACAGUCGAACUGAGAGGAAAGACACUGGUAAGCGGGGGGAUGCAGAGAGGUCAAGGCAGAGAGGCAGAGGUCAGUCCCAAGGUCCAAGGCCUCCCCCUGCUCAGUUCUCUGCCUGCAGUCCGCUGGCCCUCGCUAUGUUCCAGAAGCUGCUGAACCUGUACCCAGAGCAGCGAUCGGAGCCGGAAGAGGUGCUCGGCUACCUGGGAAUGCCUUGGCUGCUUGAGACGGAGAAACGGGAGAAGAGACAGGGUCAGGAGGCAGAGGAGGAAGCGAGGAAGAUCCAAGAGGCGGGACAUGUGGGGGAGAAGAAGGAGCGGGAGGGAAGAGGAGAGAGAUAGAGCAGGCUGCAAAAUAUAUAAUUAACAUUUCAUAUAUAAUAUUAUACAUAAGUAAAAUCAGGUAGAAAGUGACUAAGAAAUAUAAAAGGCAGAGAAUGUUGUAAAAGACAGAAAAAUACUGUAAUAUACAAAUAGUUGAAAUAAUAUUUUAUUGUUUUAUUGGUAUAAAGUUUAGUUUACAUGGCUGGAAAUAUUCCUUACAAAUUUUAGUGUUAUAUGUAGAAUAGGACUGCAUGUGAUGUUUGCCCUGUCAUGUACUAAGAGCGAUGCUGGAUUAAUUAAAUGUUUUUUAGAUACUUUCCACCAUCAUGAUUUGUUGUACAAUAAACCACAAUAAGACCUUC
Brienomyrus brachyistius is the source of this 1814-nucleotide messenger RNA. It is a transcript of the gene sbk3, whose product is annotated as SH3 domain binding kinase family, member 3. Bases 313 to 1470 code for a protein of 385 amino acids. Gene Ontology annotation, molecular function: protein serine/threonine kinase activity; ATP binding. Lineage: Eukaryota; Metazoa; Chordata; Actinopteri; Osteoglossiformes; Mormyridae. Gene Ontology annotation, biological process: peptidyl-threonine phosphorylation; peptidyl-serine phosphorylation. The record is from RefSeq and is a predicted model, not a curated record. The transcript has 5 exons.